Molecule: messenger RNA, 2874 nt
Organism: Papaver somniferum (opium poppy)
Lineage: Eukaryota; Viridiplantae; Streptophyta; Magnoliopsida; Ranunculales; Papaveraceae
Product: spermatogenesis-associated protein 20-like
Exons: 15
Coding region: 82-2547 (821 amino acids)
Biological process (GO): carbohydrate metabolic process
Cellular component (GO): chloroplast
Source: RefSeq, a predicted model, not a curated record
CUGCCAACCGGUUUUCUACACAGGAGAUGAUGACUCAUCUUCAGAACUUGUAAUUUUUUACUCUCUUCACUCUGUUAAAAAAUGACAUUUCUUUCUUCCCAACUUUCUCUCUCUUCUUCUUCUAUGCUCUUCAGAAACCUUCUCACAACUACUUGUCUUCAAGGUUACUUCUUUUCUCAUCAUCAACGUAAACUAUUAUCCAUUAACAGAAAACCCAUUUUGAAAAAACCUUCCUUUACGAGACCAAUCCACUCGUAUAGAGUAUUAUCAAUGGCUGAUAAACAAACCAUAUCACCACCAGCUCAAUCUCAUACUAAUCGGCUUGCUUUAGAACAUAGUCCUUAUCUUCUUCAACAUGCUCAUAACCCGGUUAAUUGGUAUCCAUGGGGUGAAGAAGCAUUUGAAGAAGCUAAGAAGAGAGAUGUCCCCAUUUUCUUAUCAAUUGGAUACAGUACUUGUCACUGGUGUCAUGUUAUGGAGGUAGAGUCGUUUGAGGAUGAACAAGUGGCUAAAUUGCUAAACGACUGGUUUGUUAGUAUCAAAGUGGACCGCGAGGAACGGCCUGAUGUUGAUAAGGUGUACAUGACGUAUGUGCAAGCAUUGUAUGGAGGUGGUGGUUGGCCACUCAGUUGUUUCCUCUCACCUGAUUUGAAGCCUUUAAUGGGUGGAACAUACUUCCCUCCAGAGGACAACUUUGGGCGACCAGGAUUCAAAACUAUACUUCGAAAAGUAAAGGAGGCAUGGGAGUCUAAAAGGGAAGUGCUGGUUAAUAGUGGAGCUUUUGCAAUAGAACAGAUGUCAGAGGCUUUGUCUGCAAGUGCCAGCUCUAAUAAGUUAACAAGUGAUGUAGCUCAAAAUGCAUUGCGUCUCUGUGCUGAACAGUUGAGUCGGAGAUAUGAUUCGAAAUUGGGAGGGUUUGGAUCUGCCCCGAAGUUUCCAAGACCUGUUGAAAUUCAGCUAAUGCUUUAUCAAGCAAAGAAUCUGGAGGAGGCCGGGAAAUUAAACGAAUCAAAGAAACAUCUAGAAAUGGUGUAUUUUACCUUGCAAAGUAUGGCAAAAGGUGGCGUCCAUGAUCACGUUGGAGGUGGUUUUCAUAGAUACAGUGUGGAUGAUUAUUGGCAUGUUCCACACUUUGAGAAAAUGUUGUAUGAUCAAGGGCAGCUUGUUAAUGUCUAUUUGGAUGCCUUCAAUUUUACAAAGGACACCUUCAACUCAAAUGUUGCUAGGGAUAUUCUCGACUAUUUGAGGAGAGAGAUGAUUGGACCAGAGGGCGAAAUAUAUUCAGCUGAAGAUGCUGAUAGUGCAGAAUCUGAGGGUGCCACAAGAAAGAAGGAAGGAGCUUUCUAUGUUUGGACGAGUAAAGAGGUUGAAAGCAUCAUUGGUGAACAUGCAAAUCUGUUCAAAGAACAUUAUUAUAUAAAACCUUCGGGGAACUGUGACCUAUCUAAAAUGAGUGACCCUCACAAAGAAUUUAAGGGUUUGAAUGUGCUCAUAGAGAGAAGUGAUGCUUCUGCAAUGGCAUCAAAGCUUGGCAUGUCCAAGAAUGAGUAUUUUGAUGUAUUGGGGGCCUGUCGAAAAAAACUUUUUGAUGUUAGAUCAAAAAGGCCACGCCCACAUUUGGAUGAUAAGGUGAUUGUUUCAUGGAAUGGACUUGUGAUUUCCUCUUUCGCAAGAGCUUCUAAGAUUCUCAUGGGGGAGCCAGAGGGUACCCAAUUCAGUUUUCCUAUCGUUGGAUGCAAUCCUGAGGAAUAUCUAGAAGUUGCAAGCAAAGCCGCAUCUUUCAUCAAAAGACAGCUCUAUGAUGAUCAAACAAAAAGGUUACAACACAGCUUUCGGAAAGGUCCAUCAAAAGCCCCUGGAUUUUUGGAUGACUAUGCUUUUUUAAUUCAAGGGCUGCUGGAUCUGUAUGAGUUUGGUGGUAGGACCAACUGGUUAUCAUGGGCCAUUGAACUACAAAAUAUCCAGGACGGGUUGUUUCUUGAUCACGAGGGAGGAGGUUAUUUUAACACCACUGGAGAAGAUUCUUCUGUGCUUCUCCGUGUGAAAGAAGAUCAUGACGGAGCGGAGCCUUCUGGGAAUUCUGUAUCGAUAAUAAAUCUUGUGAGAUUAUCAUCUAUGGUUGCAAGUAGCAAGUCUGAGAAAUACCGGCGAAAUGCUGAACAUGUUCUGGCAGUUUUUGAGAAAAGAUUGAAAGACAUGGCUAUGGCUGUUCCUCUGAUGUGCUGUGCUGCAGAUAUGCUUAGUGUUCCUUCGAGGAAGCAAGUUGUUCUUGUUGGGCCUAAACCUUCUCUGGAGUUCCAUAAUAUGAUAUCUGCCAGUCAUGCAUCUUACUAUCCGAACAAAACGGUAAUUCAUGUGGAUCUAACCAACAAAGAAGACAUAGAAUUCUGGGAAAAGAAUAAUGAAAACAUUGCCCAGAUGGCCAAGGGUAGUCCAGCAGCGGACAAAGUGGUUGCUUUUGUUUGUCAAAACUUCACAUGUAGUGCUCCAGUCAGCGACCCCGAGGCUCUGAGGACUUUACUCGACCCAAAACCAUCUCGCAAGUAAAGUUAUCUUUUCACCUUUCCAGCCAGCAGGUCCAGUAUUAGUAGUGUAUCUGUACAUAGUGUGUUCUUUUGGAAACGCUCUCUUGGUCGAUUAGUUUGCUCUUGUACAAAUUUUUUGGUGAUGUGAAAAGAUCUUCUGUAGCAGCAGUAAUAAUAAGUGAUAAUAGAGAAGAGUUAAAACAAACAAAAAGAAGUCUGUUGUGGGUUUGUAAUAAGGGUCGGGAAGACACAACUUUUUAACAAAAACGUUCGACAAAUCUUACAAGUCGUUGGAUUAUUUAUAAUUAGCUGUCUCAGUUUUUAAUAGAAGGCCGUUAUUGGGGCGUCA